UAAGCCACAAUAUCUUUCUCUCUCUAAACCUUAUGCUCUUUUAUAUCUCCAACAUUGGCCUUUUUGUCAACACAGGUUGCUUGCCUUUGCUGGAUUCUGGCCAUUGCAUGGAGUUGUAGGAGCCCUAUAUCUUGCAUAAAUUCUUUCUCAAUAUCUUAAUAAAAAAGGGCUCCUUACAACUCCAAGAAUUUCUUUGCUAAAGUUAAUUUUUUAGUUCAAUUUUAGCUGAAGAUGGGAGAGAUGACAAGCUUCCAGUUGGGUGUUAUCGGUGCCCUGUUUCUUUCAGUGGCAUCAUCUGUCUCCAUUGUCAUUUGCAAUAAAGCUUUGAUGAGCAAUCUUGGCUUCCCUUUUGCAACAACUCUCACUAGCUGGCACCUUAUGGUAACUUACUGCACACUUCAUUGUGCACAACGUUUCAACUUGUUCGAGUCCAAGCCCAUUGACAUGAAGACUGUAAUGCUUUUCGGCAUUCUUAAUGGUGUUUCCAUUGGACUGCUUAACUUGAGCCUCGGAUUCAAUUCCAUUGGAUUCUACCAGAUGACCAAACUUGCAAUCAUACCAUUCACUGUUCUAUUGGAAACUCUCUUCUUGAAGAAACAGUUCAGCCAGAACAUUAAGUUAUCUCUCUUCCUAUUGCUCGUUGGAGUCGGCAUUGCCUCUGUGACAGAUCUCCAGCUCAAUUUUCUCGGAACAAUUCUGUCUCUGCUGGCCAUUGCUACAACCUGUGUCGGACAAAUUCUAACAAAUACAAUUCAAAAGAGGCUUAAUGUGUCUUCCACACAGCUGCUUUAUCAUUCAGCCCCAUUUCAAGCAGCCAUUCUUUUUGUCUCAGGCCCUUUGGUUGAUCAAUUCCUCACCAAGAAGAAUGUAUUUGCAUACAAAUAUUCUCCUAUAGUCUUGGCAUUCAUCAUUCUGUCAUGCCUAAUAUCAGUGGCAGUGAACUUCAGCACAUUCAUGGUUAUAGGGAAGACCUCACCAGUUACAUAUCAAGUGCUUGGCCAUCUCAAGACUUGCCUUGUCCUUGCCUUUGGGUACACCCUGCUACACGAUCCUUUCACAACGAGAAACAUUAUUGGAAUACUAGUGGCCAUCUUUGGCAUGGGCUUAUACUCCUAUUUCUGCACCCAAGAAAACAAGAAGAAACAUUCGGUUGACCUUUCUUCGGUUCCUCAGAUGAAGGAGAAAGACAGCACACCACUCUUAGCAAUGCAAGACAAAGAAACUCAUGAAGCAAAGAAAUCAGCAAAGGACUCUCUUGUUUAAGUAAAUAGGCCUUUCUUUUUUUGGGUCCUCCUUAUAAAAAAGGUUCUAUGUAUGAGGUUGCUGUUUGUCUAAGACAUUUUGUUGGGUGUAAGUAAAUGAUUUUAGAUUCUUUCAAUAAUGCACUCUUUUCUUUUCUUUUC
Messenger RNA from Ricinus communis (castor bean), 1403 nucleotides. Its product is annotated as UDP-xylose transporter 1. The record is from RefSeq and is a predicted model, not a curated record. Lineage: Eukaryota; Viridiplantae; Streptophyta; Magnoliopsida; Malpighiales; Euphorbiaceae. Gene Ontology annotation, molecular function: antiporter activity; UDP-xylose transmembrane transporter activity. Gene Ontology annotation, cellular component: Golgi apparatus. The coding region runs from base 232 to 1263 and encodes 343 amino acids. The transcript has 9 exons.